GAGAGAGAGAGAACGAAUUGUGUCAAGUUAGCGAGCGCUGUCAUUUUGCGGUGUUCCACGGUGCUCUGCGGUAUAGUUCGGUUUAGAUAAUACGGCGUUAUAUCCACGUCAAGUUUUUUUCUCGUGGAAGUAAAACUAUUUUAAGUACCCGGCGAUUUUUAUUAGAUAUUUUAGGAAAUGGCGGACACGACUGUGGAUGCUACGCGACGCCUGAAUGUGAAAAAACAGACACUGGACGACGCUUAUGCGGCGCCUGCGAACUUCCUCGAGAUCGACGUGAUUAAUCCGAUCACACACGGCGUCGGCAAGAAACGAUACACCGAUUACGAAGUUCGCAUGAGGACAAACUUGCCAGUCUUUAAGGUAAAAGAUUCGACCGUGAGAAGACGAUACAGUGACUUUGAAUGGCUAAGAAACGAAUUAGAAAGAGAUAGUAAGAUUGUGGUGCCACCUUUGCCGGGGAAAGCAUGGAAGCGUCAAAUGCCUUUUCGCGGGGAUGAUGGAAUAUUUGAGGAAGAUUUUAUUGAGGACCGAAGAAAAGGCUUGGAAGUUUUUGUUAACAACCGGACAUCCUUUGGCACAAAAUGAACGGUGUUUACAUAUGUUUCUACAAGAACCAGUAAUAGAUAAGAAUUAUGUACCUGGUAAAAUACGU
Pseudomyrmex gracilis is the source of this 655-nucleotide messenger RNA. RefSeq names its product sorting nexin-12 (gene Snx3). Gene Ontology annotation, biological process: late endosome to Golgi transport; endocytic recycling. The record is from RefSeq and is a predicted model, not a curated record. The transcript is spliced from 4 exons. Gene Ontology annotation, cellular component: retromer complex; early endosome membrane. Lineage: Eukaryota; Metazoa; Arthropoda; Insecta; Hymenoptera; Formicidae. Gene Ontology annotation, molecular function: phosphatidylinositol-3-phosphate binding. The coding region runs from base 178 to 588 and encodes 136 amino acids.